Messenger RNA from Scomber japonicus (chub mackerel), 591 nucleotides. RefSeq names its product opa interacting protein 5 (gene oip5). The coding region runs from base 58 to 591 and encodes 177 amino acids. The record is from RefSeq and is a predicted model, not a curated record. Gene Ontology annotation, biological process: CENP-A containing chromatin assembly; chromosome segregation. Lineage: Eukaryota; Metazoa; Chordata; Actinopteri; Scombriformes; Scombridae. The transcript has 5 exons. Gene Ontology annotation, cellular component: nucleus; chromatin; chromosome, centromeric region.
AACAAGCGGGACUGCUAUAUUACCCAGGCUAUUAUUUAAAACUCACCUUUAAUCAACAUGGAGUUUAAUGAGAGCCUGAUAAGUGAACGUGGUGACACUGAUGUAAAGCUGACCAUAAUGGAUGAAUGCAGACCGAUGACUCUUCACUGCGAGCAAUGCAAAACAGUCCUGGGAGACUCCCUUAGUAUCUGUGGAGAGGUGAAAUGUUUGGACUCGAUUAUGUGCAGGAGAGUCACCAAUGAUGUGGUCCUCAGUGAUGAACUGGAAUCAGGACAUAAAGGGGAAAUGGCUAAAUGCAUCUACAGCUCUCUGAAAUGUCGCGGCUGCCACUGUGCUGUGGGGAAGGUCAUUCACUCAGCGCCUUCACGUUUGGCUGUGAUUCGCUCCAUCUAUCUCCUGCACAAAGCUAACAUCAGCUGUUACAUCCUCAACAGCUGCUCAAUGGUGAGAGCAUCCACACUCAAAUUUAACCUGAAGCCUCUCAAGGAAAACAUUCAUGAGGUGAAACGGCAGUUUCAGGCAAAGUAUGAUAAGAUGGCUGUCAUUAAACGCAGACUGGAGGACAGUGUUGCAACUGAAGCGGACAAGUAG